UCAGGGCAACAAGUAGGAUCACUUCACAAAUGCUUUUUCCAGCCGGAUCCAGCAUUUAACUGGCUUCACCAUGGACGGCAAGACCAAGACUUCAAUCCUUUCUACGUGUCUGAAUUAAAAUCAGCACACCAAAGCAAUUCAGUUACUAAAGUUUCAAUAAUUCAAGUGGGAUUCUCCGAUUCGAGAUUUUGUAGCUAGAUGUCUAAUAACUAUGAUAAUUGGGAAAGAUUUUGGAAGUUGUUCUCCGUAGGGAACAACUCAGGCAACUUGCUUUAAUGUCCUCGAGGGAACCCAGUUUCAGCUCUAUAUCCGGGUGGACUACUCCAAUUAGUGAUGAUUGGAAUGUUACUAUAUCUGGGAGGAGUACUCCGAUUAGUGAUGAUCGAAAUGUUCAACUUGGAUCUUCUACUUCAAGUACAGUAAAUGAAACGGAUUGGGAGGGAUUGUUGCCGCCUGAUUAUAGGGACAUCAUCUCCAGAUCUGUGAAUCCUGUGGUCUAUGCAACCGUGGAAGAUCUGUUCACGGGACUUUGUAGCUCUCCAAUUUUACUUGAUGGAGGCAAAAUGUGGUAUCAGAGCGUUGAACUGGGGCAAGAUACCUGGAUCUUUGAAGGAGGGCUCGAUCUGCAGCAGAUCUUAUUACAAAUAUGUUUUAAACUUGCAUCGUGCUUCUAA
Messenger RNA from Olea europaea var. sylvestris, 674 nucleotides. RefSeq lists its product as uncharacterized. Bases 276 to 674 code for a protein of 132 amino acids. NCBI's taxonomy places the organism in Eukaryota, Viridiplantae, Streptophyta, Magnoliopsida, Lamiales, Oleaceae. The record is from RefSeq and is a predicted model, not a curated record. The transcript is spliced from 2 exons.